AUGGAGGAGAAGCUCAAGCUCAGUCGCGAGAGCGAGGAGGAGGAGGUCGACGUCACACACUACCGGCGACUGGUGGGGAGCCUCCGGUACCUGGUGCACACCCGGCCGGACCUGGCGUUCGCAGUCGAGUACGUGAGCCGGUUCAUGGAGUGGUCUACGGCGGAGCACUUGUACGCUGUCCAGCACAUCCUCCGCUACGUGGCUGGUACGCUGGACUACGGUCUGGUCUACAAGCGCAUCCUCGGUGCGGCGAGCUUCAUCGGCUACUGCGACAGCGACCUCGCCGGCGAUGUCGGCACCAGCAAGAGCACCAACGGGACCAUGUUCUUCCUCGGCGGAUGCUUGGUCUGCUGGAAAUCCAUCAAGAAGAAGGUGGUGGCGCUUUCGAGCUGCGAGGCAGAGUACAUCGCCGCCGCUUCUGCAGUAACUCAAGCAUUGUGGCUGUCUAGGCUGCUCGGGGAGCUGCUGGGCAGCAAGGUGGAUGUGGUGGAGCUCAAGGUGGACAGCAAGUCUGCCCUUGCGCUGGCCAAGAACCCCGUCUUCCACGGCAGGAGCAAGCACAUCAGGAUCAAGUAUCACUUCAUCAGGGAUUGCUUGGAGGAUGGGAGCAUCAAGGCUGAUCACAUCCCCACUACUGAUCAGCUGGCCGACAUCCUCACCAAGUCACUAGGGAGGAGCAGGUUCCUGGAGAUGAGGAAGAGGAUUGGGCUAGAGCAGAUCACUCAGCACUAG
Messenger RNA from Panicum virgatum (switchgrass), 732 nucleotides. Its product is annotated as secreted RxLR effector protein 161-like. The coding region runs from base 1 to 732 and encodes 243 amino acids. The transcript has a single exon. NCBI's taxonomy places the organism in Eukaryota, Viridiplantae, Streptophyta, Magnoliopsida, Poales, Poaceae. The record is from RefSeq and is a predicted model, not a curated record.